Messenger RNA from Aspergillus saccharolyticus JOP 1030-1, 4228 nucleotides. Its product is annotated as MFS general substrate transporter. Gene Ontology annotation, molecular function: transmembrane transporter activity. The coding region runs from base 173 to 4228 and encodes 1351 amino acids. The transcript has 9 exons. Gene Ontology annotation, biological process: transmembrane transport. The record is from RefSeq and is a predicted model, not a curated record. Lineage: Eukaryota; Fungi; Ascomycota; Eurotiomycetes; Eurotiales; Aspergillaceae.
UUCGUUGUGGUUUGAACUGGCUUACCUUCGGUCGCUCUCUGGGAGGUGACACUGUGAUACUGCUCUUGACGAUCAACGGCUUAUUCUUCUGUCCUCAUCUUCCUCUCUGUUUUUGCCUUUCUUGUUCCAACGCAGAUCCGGCGCGAGGGAUGUACCAAGAGCGACAGGAUCGAUGAUCAGCUCUAUACACAACCCGAGCGGGCUCGCUCCGUCCCGUUUACUAAUUUGUGCGACUAUCCUCUGUACAAUUCUGUCAACGGUUCUUGCAGAGAUCGACUCUGUAUUCAAAUCGAGACCUGACCUUUACCCGCCAAUCCUCACUUUAGAACAUCGCAACCCCGACAAGCUCAGUCCGGGUUAUAUCUUCGUAGGACCCUAUGAAGCGGCUAAUUCCGGACCCUACAUCUACGAUGAUGAAGGGGACCUAAUUUGGAGCGGAUGGGGAAACUCGGGCCCCGGAAAUGCUCAUGGCAUGCAUGUGUGCAAGUACCAGGGCAAAGACCAUCUGUGCUUCUUUCAAGGCGUCCAGCAAAAUGGUUACUGUCGCGGCCAUGGUGUGAUCAUGGAUAACAACUAUCGAAUCGUUCGCACCGUGGUGGCCGGAGGUGGCAUGGCGUCCAGCGACAUGCACGAGUUCAGGCCCAUCAACGACGGCAAAACCGCCUUGUUGACCGUUUAUCAGCAACGGCAGUUUGACAUGAGUCUGUGGAACGUGAAGACGGGCAUGGGGUGGUUAAUGGAAAGUAUCUUUCAAGAGGUCGAUGUUGAAACUAAUGAGGUAUUAUUCGAGUGGAAAUCUCUGGACCAUGUUGACCCGUCGGCUGCCUACACCUGGCCCAGUCACACGGACACCUCGGGCACUGGGCUGGACCCCCGCUCGCCUUGGGAUUACUUCCAUAUCAACUCCAUCGAUAAAAACGAGGACGGUGAUUAUCUGAUUUCCUCGCGCCACACCUGCGCGAUCUACAAGAUUUCCGGCAAAGACGGAUCCGUUAUUUGGCGGCUGCACGGAGCCAACCCAACGUUCAAGAACAUUAACUUCAGCUUCUCACAGCAACACGACGCAAGAUUCCUGAGCGAGAAUUCCACCCACACGCUGCUGUCGCUGUACAACAACGGUUUCAAUGGCUUCAACCGGACGCACGAGUACUCCUCUGGGAUGAUUAUCCUGAUCGACCACCGCGACAACACCGCCACCCAGCUGUUUGAAUAUGCACCCCCGGGCAAGACCAUGAUCAGCUCCAGCCAGGGAAAUCUGCAAGUGCUGCCGAACGGCAACGCAUUCAUCGGUUGGGGCAACAACGCCUACAUCUCCGAGCAUGACCACGAGGGCAAUGUUCUGCUGUGGGGCUAUAUCGACAAGGACCGGAUCAUGAACUACCGUGCGCAGAAGUUCGAGUGGGAGGGCAACCCGACCGAUGUGCCGGCAUUGUGGACGUAUGCCAGGACCAGCGAGACGUACGCCCCAACGAGCUUCUACGUUAGCUGGAACGGGGCGACCCGCGUGAAGUACUGGCGCUUUUAUGGCGCGCAGAACGCAACGGGUCCGUUCAUGUUGGUCAAGCAGGUUGCGAAGAAAGGGUUCGAGACCAGUUACACGGCGAGUGAGUUUUACCAGUGGACCUAUGCGGAGGCGGUAGACGUGGAAGGCAAAGUACUGGGCAGAUCCCGGAGUCUGUACACUUUCGUUCCUUCGGCGGAGUUGCAGAACUUCUGCGCGACGGAGGCUUGCGAAAAUGCUCAGUCGUAUGGAAUGUCGAACGAAGAGGGCGCGGGGCCUACGAUCCCGCCAGCUGGAAUCAUCACCGUGCCUUGGAUUGAUCCGGGCCAUCCGGACUUCUUGUACGAUUGGGGACCGACGGAGCAGUCUGAAGCAGAGCAGGCGGAGGCGGAGACAGACAAUUCCGAAACAGCCUUCGACAAUGUAGGGUGGGUGGCCCGGGCCUUCGGAUUUGUGGUGACGGCAGCGACCCUGUACACGAUCCAUCGUCUCUACCGGCGACGGCAACAGAACCUCGGCCACAUCAAGGAGCGAGCCUCGACGGAGAGUCUGGAUCAGAUGGAACGGGCGCCGCAGUUGACGGGGACGGACGAGCUGCCCUGGUGGCAUUGGCCAAAGGGAACCGGCCGGCGACCAUCCUUGACGCUUAAUGCCGCUGUCCCUCUUACGGCCACUUCCACAUCAUCCUCCGCCGUCGCUUCUCCCCUCCCUCCAACAACACCCAAUCCUCUCUCCGCAACUUCUUCUUCCUUCGCUCAAUCCGCCAAGAAUCGGCAUGCUGCCCGUCAUACCAGAGCUACCUCGUGGACUUCCGGUCAUGACCAAGGCGGCGAACCCUCGUCCUCGACUUCUGCCCAUUUCCCCCACCACCACCAACAACAACAGCAGCGUCGGCGUCGCGAGUCCAACCUCUCGCUAGCCGACGUUUCCGAAGGCUCCUCCGGUCGCCACGAGGACUACGAUAACGACUCCCUGGCUAAUAUGGCCUCGAGGAACACCUCUCUCGACUGGGGCCAUGCCCGCAGUCGCUCACGCAGUCAGUCGCAGACCGCCAUGCUGCGACCCCUAGAACUAGCCGACACAUCCUCCGCGGCCCCGGCCUCGCGCCCAGCCCCAGUCACUUGGAUGUCCCUGCCGAAAAAGGGCCAGCUCGCGCUGCUGGGUCUGUGCCGGGUCUUCGACUUUCUCCAGAUCGCCUCGCUGCAGGCCUAUAUGUUCUAUCAACUAAAAUCCUUCGAUGAGAAUCUGUCCGAUGCCGAUGUAUCCACCCAGGCCGGAAUCUUGCAGGGUGCGUUUACCGCCGCGCAGUUCGCAACGGCCAUCCCCUGGGGUCGCGUGGCCGAUGCGGAAUGGGGUGGACGGAAGUUCGUGCUGCUGGUAGGUCUCUUGGGGACAGCCUUGUCCUGCUUGGGGGUCGCUUUUUCGACCUCCUUCGCGCAGGCCGUGUUCUGGCGCUCGUUUGGCGGUGCCAUUAACGGCACUGUCGGUAUUAUUCGGACCAUGAUCGCGGAGAAUGUCAAGGAGAAGAAAUAUCAUUCGCGCGCGUUCUUGAUCCUGCCGAUCGGCUUCAACGUGGCGGCCCUGUUUGGUCCCGUGAUGGGUGGCAUGCUGGCCGAUCCGGUCAAGGCUUACCCCCGACUUUUUGGGCCUGACUCGUCGUUCGGCGGUGCCAACGGGGUACAAUGGCUGAUCCGCUACCCCUACGCCUUGCCUAUGCUGGCUAAUGCCGUGUUUCUGUCAUUCGCGGCGGCUUGUGUCGCCAUUGGUCUGGAAGAGACCUUGGAAGCCUGCAAAGGUAAGCCCGGUCUCGGAGUCUUUUCGAUGCGUAUCUUCGCACGAGGUGUCCGGGCCGUGGUGCCUUCUUCCUCCCCGCUGUACCACCGUCUGCCAUUCGCCGACUACGAAGAAGCGGGCCCUCUUUUGGGCCGCCGAGAUGCGGCGGAGAGCUACGAAAUGGAAGAAAAGGCUACGAAACAGACUCGUCAAAGUCGCACCUUGCCUUUCCGUCGCAUCUGGACCAAGAACGUGCUGUGCACGCUUCUGGCGCAGGCCUUCUUCGACUUCCAAAUGGGUGCAUUCAACAACCUCUGGCUGUUGUUCCUCUCCACUCCGCGCUACGAUGCCAACGACCCCACGAGUCCCAUCCAGAAGCUGCCGUUCAUCUUCACUGGCGGCCUGGGCAUGUUGCCACAGAGCGUCGGUUUUGCGACUGCCAUCCUCGGGAUCAUCGGCAUGCUCCUGCAGUUCACCAUCUACCCCAGCAUCAACGGCCGUCUGGGCACGGCCAAGAGCUACCAAUAUUUCUUGACUUUGUUCCCCCUGGCGUAUGCGUUUGCGCCGUACAUCGCUCUGGCGCCCUCGUCGGCCCCGCCGCCCGGCCAGGCCAACGGCGGCUGGGUGUGGUUCUCGAUCAUCGUCGUCCUCUUCCUGCAGGUGACGGCGCGCACUUUCACGCUGCCGACGUCGAUCAUUCUGUUGAACAACUGCUCGCCGCAUCCGUCCGUGCUGGGCACCAUCCACGGCAUUGGCCAGUCCGUCUCCUCCGCCUUCCGUACUAUCGGGCCGAUCUUCUCGGGAUCAUGGUACGGCUACGGUUUGGAGAUGGGCAUGGUGGGCUUUGCCUGGUGGUUGGUGGCGCUGGUGUCGGUGUUUGGCUGCGUGGCGGCCAUCUUCGUGUACGAAGGGUCGGGGCAUGAGAUCUUUCUUCCGGGCGAGGAGGAAUAUUAG